AUGUCGUCUCAUAAUUCUUCUAAAGUCCUCAUUGGCUGCCGUAAGUCGGAGCUCGCACUCACUCAAGCUCGGUCGAUCAUAUCCGAACUGAGCCAAACACUCGACCCCUCCCCGACCUUUGAAAUCGUCACCUCCAGUGUCGCGGGCGAUGCAGAUAAGCAAUCACCCUUUGCAGUCCUCUCUAAACAGACGGGCGGAUCAGACGUUGGCAAAAGCCUAUGGACAAAUGGCCUUGAAAAGGAAUUGGUGGCUGGCAAGGUCCAAUUUCUUGUCCACUGUUUGAAGGAUAUGCCAACAACACUGCCGCCGAACUGUCUCCUUGGGGCUAUUCCUGAGCGUGAGGACUGUUCCGAUGCCGUCGUAAUGAAGUCCGGCUCUGUUUUCAAAUCUAUCGAUCAAUUGCCACCCGGCUCUGUAGUUGGAUCGAGCUCUUCGAGGCGAAGAGCUCUAGUUCGGCGAAAUUGGCCUCAUCUGGAGAUAGUAGAAUGUCGCGGCAACAUAGAUACCCGCCUUGCUAAGCUUGACGCACCUUCUUCGCCAUUUUCGUGCAUUCUCUUGGCAUCCGCUGGACUAUUACGCCUAGGACUCGAUCAUCGAAUCACACAACGACUUGAACCUACUAUAUUCCCUUAUGCAGUUGGACAAGGCGCACUUGGUAUUGAGGUUAGCACAAAUACAGACCGUCAAGAUAUCCUACAGCUUGUCCAACAUGUCGACCAUAAGCCAUCGAGAUGGCGCGGCAUGGCCGAGAGGUCGAUGCUUCGAAGUCUUCAAGGAGGAUGUUCGUCCUCAAUUGGCGUUUCGUCUUCUUUUGAGCCCCUGGAACAAGGCUCUGAUAGCGGCACCCUGCGCCUGCGAGCUACGGUCAUCCACAUAGAAGGUUUAUCGGAGAUUUCUGCUGAAGAUGUGGGUACUGUCCAGUGUGAUGAGGAAGCAGAGAAACUCGGUGUCUCCGUCGCGAAUAUGCUGCUUGAGAAGGGGGUGCGGGAUCUAUUGCCACAGCAAUUAUAA
Messenger RNA from Penicillium griseofulvum, 1011 nucleotides. RefSeq names its product Tetrapyrrole biosynthesis, hydroxymethylbilane synthase. NCBI's taxonomy places the organism in Eukaryota, Fungi, Ascomycota, Eurotiomycetes, Eurotiales, Aspergillaceae. Gene Ontology annotation, molecular function: hydroxymethylbilane synthase activity. Bases 1 to 1011 code for a protein of 336 amino acids. Gene Ontology annotation, cellular component: cytoplasm. Gene Ontology annotation, biological process: heme biosynthetic process. The transcript has 2 exons. The record is from RefSeq and is a predicted model, not a curated record.